AUGUCUAAAGUUUACGAUUUUAUUGUUAAGGAUAAAGCUGGCAAAGAUUUUGCUCUAAAACAACUUGAGGGGAAAGUUAUUCUAAUUGUCAAUGUUGCCUCUAAAUGUGGUUUCACUCCUCAAUAUAAAGGUCUGGAAGAACUAUACAAAAAAUAUAAUGAUCAGGGACUAGAAAUUUUAGGGUUCCCAUGUAACCAAUUUGCUGGUCAAGAACCAGGUAACGAAGAAGAAAUCGUACAAUUCUGUUCUCUGAACUACGGUGUUACAUUCCCUAUUAUGCAUAAGAUUGAUGUUAAUGGUGACAAAGCUGAUCCAUUAUACGAAUAUUUAAAGAAGGAAAAGACAGGUCCUCUUGGUUUGAAAAGAGUCAAAUGGAACUUUGAAAAGUUUUUAAUUGAUAAGCAUGGUAAUGUUGUAGAUAGAUUAUCUUCUUUGACUAAACCAGAAUCUAUUGAUCCAAAAAUUGCUAACUUAUUGAAGGAAUAA
Molecule: messenger RNA, 486 nt
Organism: Maudiozyma saulgeensis
Lineage: Eukaryota; Fungi; Ascomycota; Saccharomycetes; Saccharomycetales; Saccharomycetaceae
Source: the annotation of a GenBank genome assembly